AUGUCGGAGCCAGUGGGCAUCAUCGGCUCAGCUUGCCGCUUCCCAGGCGGAGCAGAUUCACCAUCUAAGCUGUGGGAGCUGCUAAAGGAUCCAAAAGAUGUUCUACGCGAGUUCCCCCUAGACAGGCUGAAUCUAUGGAGCUUUUACCAUCGCAACGGCGAGUAUCAUGGCAGCACUGACGUACAAAACAAGAGUUACCUUCUAUCACAAGAUAUCCGCCUGUUCGAUGCCCCGUUUUUUCGCAUAAGUCCCUCGGAAGCGGACUGUAUGGAUCCUCAGCAGCGCAUGCUUCUCGAAACGGUGUAUGAGGCGCUGGAAUCAGCCGGCUGCACCCUUGAUCAAAUACAAGGCUCCCUAACAUCAGUUUACGUUGGCCUCAUGAACGGUGAUUACGCUGAUAUCCAGACGCGUGACAUUGAGACCAUAGCGACUCAUCAUGGCACCGGUACACACCGCAGCAUCAUAUCGAAUCGUAUAUCCUACUUCCUGGAUCUCAAGGGCGCAUCUAUGACCAUAGAUACUGCCUGUUCUAGCUCCUUAGUUGCUCUUCAUCAGGCAGUACAGAGCUUACGACUCGGUGAGAGCGAUAUAGCUAUUGUGGCAGGCGCUAAUCUUAUACUCGAUCCAACCAUGUACGUGGCCGAGUCGAAGCUACACAUGCUCUCUCCAGACUCCCGUUCCCGCAUGUGGGAUUCGGCAGCCAACGGGUAUGCCCGCGGGGAAGGAUUCGCUGCCGUUGUUCUGAAACUACUAGACAAAGCCAUUGACGAUGGAGAUCAUGUAGAGUGCGUCGUUCGCGGCAGUGCUGUCAACUCAGACGGCCGGACCGCAGGGAUCACGGUCCCUAGUGCUACAGCCCAAACCAUACUGAUCAGGCAAGCGUAUAGAGACGCCGGUUUGGACCCCUUGAUUGAUCGCUGCCAGUAUUUUGAAGCUCAUGGGACUGGAACCCCAGCAGGGGAUCCGGUUGAAGCAAGGGCCAUCCGGGAUGCCUUCUUCCCCGAGGGGAGUGAAGAUUCAGUCCUCCCGGGGAAUCUGCUGGUGGGUUCUAUAAAAACAAUCGUUGGACAUCUUGAAGGCUGUGCUGGACUUGCCGGAGUGUUGAAGGCGUCUCUUGCUAUGCAAAACAGAACUAUCCUGCCCAACAUGCUCUUUUCCGAGCUGAACCCGGCCAUUACCCCCUUUUAUGACCGUCUCGAGGUUCCGACAAAGAUAUCUGAGUGGCCCGAAGUCCCCGUUGGCUCGCCCUUGCGCGUCAGCGUCAACUCCUUUGGCUUUGGAGGCACCAAUGCUCACGUCAUUCUUGAAAGCUUCGAUUGUGGGGAAGUAGCACAGACACGGCAGGAUGAUGAUAAAGACGCAACAACCGAGCGCUUCGUAGGGCCGCUGAUCAUAUCUGCAAAUUCACGUGACUCGCUCUUGCGAUCUGUCAAAGAAUAUGCUGAUUAUAUCCGCAAUAACGUGCAGCUUGAUCUUGCUGACAUUGCUUGGACGCUGCAGUUUCGACGGACACAGUUUAGCAACAAACGUGCUUCCUUCUCAGGCGCCACACGCCAGAAACUGCUGUCAUAUAUGGACGUCUUUGUUGCCGACAAUAUGGUGUCAACUAGUUCGGGGACGGGGGCUAUUACUAGUGAAAAUCCCUUGUCACUACUUGGUAAUGAUACCCCUGGGAUCCUUGGCAUUUUCACCGGUCAAGGUGCACAGUGGCCUUCUAUGGGCCGCAAUUUAAUUCUGCACUGCCCGCUCUUCCGUGAGUCCAUCACCAGGUGCGAAGCGUCGCUGGCCUCGCUAAAAGUUGACCAGCCCAUGUGGUCUCUAAUGCAGGAGCUUCUCGCAGAAGGGGAACGGUCUAGGGUCCACGAGUCCGCUAUUUCGCAGCCUCUUUGCACGGCUGUCCAGAUCGGACUUGUUGACCUCUUACACGCUAGCGGUAUCUCCCUGCGUGGCGUAGUCGGCCAUUCUUCGGGUGAGAUUGCCGCUGUGUAUGCGGCAGGCAUAAUAUCAGCCAAAGAUGCUAUCCGAAUCGCAUAUUAUCGUGGUUUCCACGCCAAACUGGCCAAAGGUCCUAAGUGCGAGCGUGGCGCUAUGCUCGCUGCUGGGCUAUCGUUUGAGAGCGCAACGGACUUUUGUGCAAUACCAAAGUAUAAUGGACGUGUUACUGUUGCAGCCUUGAAUUCCCCGUCCAGCAUCACCUUUUCGGGUGACGCAGAUGCUAUCGGCGAGCUUAAGAAUGAGCUGGAUUCCCAAAAGACGUUCGCCAGGAAAUUGAAUGUUGCUACGGCUUACCACUCGCAUCAUAUGGCGCCCUGUGCGGAGGCCUAUCUCAACUCCUUGAGGGGAUGCAAUAUCCAGGUCCAUCGGCCAAGUGAGGCCUGCAUCUGGGUCUCUAGCGUGUACGGAAAUACACAUCCCCUCCUAGAUGACCAGACUGAUGACUGUCUUGCUGUUCUGAAGGAUCAAUACUGGGUAGACAACCUCCUUAGCCCCGUUUUGUUUGCCCCAGCUUUAGAAUGCUCCCUCUACAGAGCCGGACCCUUCGAUAUUGUGACUGAGGUUGGGCCACACCCCGCACUUAAGGGUCCAAGCACGCAGACUCUCAAGGCUUCAUUGGGCUCUUCGCUGCCAUAUUUUAGUAUUAUGCGACGCGGAGAUGAUGAAGUCGAGGCUUUCUCAGGAGGCCUGGGCCAUCUAUGGGAACAUUUCGGUGCGGCGGCGUUGAUUGACUUUGAUGGACAUCGUCAAGCUUUUACACGCAUUGACCAACUGAAAAGCACCAAGGCUACUACCACCACACGACUUAUCAAGGGGUUGCCCUCCUAUUGCUGGGAUCAUAACAGAAAGUAUUGGAAAGAGUCUCGCAUUUCACGCAACUUUAGACUCGAUGACCGAAAAAUCCAUGAAAUACUUGGUCGUAGAGCAACUGAUGAUACAGCUGAGCUACUACGAUGGCGCAACAUCCUUCGCCUGACUGAGCUGCCUUGGGUAAGAGACCAUGCCUUCCAGGGUCAGGCUAUUCUUCCAGGUGCGGCAUAUAUCUCAGCCAUUAUUGAGGCGGUCAAGGCUUUUGUUAGCGACAAAAACAUCAAGCUCGUUGAUAUCUUUGAUUUCAAGAUCCCCAAGGCUGUUGUCUUGCAAGAAAAUAAGUCAACCGAACUCACAACUACCCUCGGACCCGUUGUUCGCAAGGCUGACAGCGUGUGGUCAGCCGAAUUUUCAUUCUCCGCAACCGUAGCGGAUGGCCUGGUGGCUAUACCUGAGAGAACAUGCUACGGCCGAGUUGAAAUCCAUGUUGGAGAGGCUGACUUCCAUUUGCCGUCUCCCGAGAGACCACCGCCUAACCUAAACGCUCUGAAUAUUGACGUAUUCUACAAGGCUCUUAAGGAGCUAGGCAUCGACUACAGGAGCUCGUUCCGUGCAAUCAAGUCGGCCCAACGAACUGUAGGCUAUUCCUCGACUCUGGCGGCUUGGGAUAUUGCGGAUCUCGGCAGUUCAUAUUCACUGCAUCCUGCGAUACUAGAUGUCGGCUUCCAAUCGGUGCUGGCGGCACUUGCGUCACCGCAGACCGGCCAGAUGUGGACCAUGUAUCUCCCCGUGGGAAUUCGAAGGGCAACCAUUCGUCUGGGGCCCCUCUCUCACGCUGGAGCAUCUACAAAGGAUACUGAAAUUAAGUCUCGCAGCUCAGCCCAAAUAACCUCUUUAUCGAGCAAUGGUGUCGAAGGUAAUUUGCAGAUCGUGUUUGGCUCAUUUGUGGGUGUGCAGGCCGAAGGCAUUGAACUACAAGCGACGGGAGACCCUCUAGCUGGCGCAGACCGGGUGCUUUUUUCCAACACCAUUUGGGACAGUGACAUCUCAGCGGGUAUGGAUAAGGUUGUGCUGGAGUCGCCAACAGAUCCAGCGACUGAUGAUGAACUACUCGAAGCGCUAGGCCGCACCUCUCUCUACUACUACCGAGUCCUACUGGACGAAAUCUCUCCACGCGAGAUGAAGAGCUUGGCGUGGCAUCACCAGAUGUUCUGGCAAUCGGCAAAGCACUGGGUUGAAGAGGUGAGAGCUGGACGUCACCCAAGCGCUAAGCGCGAAUGGCUAGACGACACUCGUGAUGCCGUGUGGAAGCAAGCCGAAAGGUAUGAGCACACCGUCGACAUUCAAAUUACCCGCAGCUUGGGCGAGAGGCUGUUGUCCAUCGCGCGUGGUGAGACCCAGCCACUGGAAGUCAUGAUGGAAGGUGAUAUGUUGAGCAGGUUUUAUGUUGAGUCCUACGGGCUCGAUAGCAUGAACGACCACAUUGCACGCGCCGUUGCGCAGAUAACCCAUCGAUUCCCGCAAGCAAACAUCCUUGAGAUCGGUGCCGGCUCUGGAGGGACUACCAGAAAAAUACUGCGUGCGGUAGGCAAUACGUUCAGGCACUAUACCUUCACUGAUAUAUCGUCUGGGUUUUUUGAAAAGGGGGCCGCUAAGUUCGCCCCAUGGCAACGGAAGAUGACUUUUAAAGUCUGUGACAUCGAGAAGAACCCAAUUGAUCAAGGAUUCGAUGAGGAGGCGUACGACAUUAUCGUGGCGGCUAAUGUUCUCCACGCCACCCGCUGCCUCUCUGACACGAUGCGCCACGUUCGGCAGCUAUUGAAGCCAGGCGGUUAUCUGGUAAUGAUGGAGAUCACGGGUGACCUCCUCCGCUUGGGUUUUAUCAUGGGCUCGCUACCGGGCUGGUGGCUCGGGCCUCAACUACGUGAUGAGGGUCGCCAGUGGGGCCCUGGAAUCUCCUGCGUGCAGUGGGAUGACCUCCUGCAACGCACUGGCUUUUCUGGUGUCAACCAUAUGGCGACAGAUAAUCCCGAUCCCCAUAAACAAUAUGUAUCCACGCUGAUAAGCCAGGCUGUCGAUGACGAGUUUGCGCUGCUGCUCAAUCCGCUAGCCGGUUUUAGUCCGAUCCCAGCAUUACCCCAUAAGUUGCUGAUACUAGGUGGCGAGACGCUUCACAUUGCAAAAGUAACCCAAGAGCUGAAGCGAACACUCAACCCUUUAGUAGCUACCAUCGAGACCAUCUCACGCCUUGAAUAUAUCAACAUUGGCCCUGAAGAAGAAUUGUCUAUCAUCAGCUUGACAGAGCUUGAUUAUCCGCUCUUUGCCAGUCUGAUGACGGCCACAAGGCUGAAAAAUCUGCAGACCCUUUUAAAGGCCUCGUCAUCCGCCCUCUGGGUGACAGCUGGAUGUAGAAAUUCUAGCCCAACGUCCAAUAUGUUUGUUGGCAUCGCUCGGGCCCUGCGCGCUGAACGAAGCGAUAUCAACUUACAGCUCCUAGAUGUCGGAAAUCCGACAGACACGAGCGCCAAAGUACUAGCAGAGCAUUUCUUGCGGCUAGUUCUGGUGAAGAAGCAAGAGUACGCUGAUAAACGAAUGCUGUGGACAACCGAAUCUGAAAUUGCACAAGAAGGGCAGACUCUGCUAAUCCCACGCCUUGUUCCCGAUAAACUACGGAAUGAGAGGUAUAAUGCCUUGCGCCGUGUUAUCAUCAAGGAAGUUACCUCGGCAGACACUGAAGUUGAGGUCGAGGCCAGCGGGAGCAUGGUUUCGCUACUAGGAGUAGACUCAAGGCUCUUCCGUCGGUUAAUGACACCUUCAACUUUAGAACAAUUCAGCCUCCACGUCCAUCUGUCCAUGGCUCUUCCUCACCCAGGCCAGCACUACUUCUUAUGCUAUGGCACAGUCGGAUCCAUAGUUGGACAGGAGGCCUUUGUUCUCUCUCGGGUAAAUCGGUCUGUCAUUCUCUGCAAUUCCCAAGAUGCUCUUUUGCUCGAUUCGGCAUCAUCAGGUGAAAAAGGAGAUAAACAAUCAAUUCUCGAAGCCCUUGCUGCACAACUUAUAGCCCGCAAUUUGGCAUCUAUUCUUCCUCGAACAGGAGCCGUCUUAGUGUAUGAGCCACCAUCUGAGGCCCUUGCUAUAGCCAUCGAGUCAAGCAGUCUGUGGAAAGGACGUCAGGUAUACUAUGCCACAUCACGAACGGAUAGAUCUAUGCCUUCCAGUUGGAUCUCCGUUGAUCCUUAUAUUUUUGGCCGUUUCAUCAGACAGAAGUUUCCAGAUGACAUUACCGCCGUGGUUGACUUUUCUUUGUCAGAUUCUUCUAGUAUUUUAGCCGUUGAUGCCACCAAAUCUGUCAUCAGGCGCUUCGAGCCAUCUCUCCUCAAGGUCAACAGCCAAGAACUCACUAGUGCGUAUUGCGAUGCUCUGCCAACCAUCAGCCAUGGCAAGUCGGUAAUAGAAACUAAAGCUAUUCCGCUUAAUGCGCUUUCCGGAAAUUCUUCGUCCAUCCUGGCGUACCCAGCCGUUAUUGACUGGCGCAGGUGGCAAGAUAAGGAACCAACCAUAGUCCAGGUCAAACCACUUAUAGCAACCGGAAUCUUUACAUCGUCCAAAACUCAUCUCAUGGUGGGUCUCAAUGGCGACCUCGGCCAGUCUAUCUGCGGCUAUAUGGUCAGAAACGGAGCUCGCCAUAUAGCCAUUGCAAGCCGACGCGGUGAGGUAAACCCAGACUGGCUGGAGAGCAUGCGAAAAGACUACCGGGCAAAUGUCCGCGUUUAUAAGAUGGAUGUAACAAACCAACAAUCUAUCCGUUUGGCGCUAGGCUUGAUCAACACCGAGAUGCCCCCGAUUGGAGGAGUAGCCAAUGGCGCCCUAAUACUUCAUGACAAAAUGUUCAUGAACAUGGAUGCGGAAUCCUUGAAUAAGACGCUGAUGCCGAAGGUAGACGGCUCCAUAUACCUAGAUGAGGUCUUCUCGAACCUAGACCUCGAUUAUUUCGUGCUCUUUUCAUCUGUAGGCACUGUUGGUGGUAAUCGUGGCCAGGGCAACUACCAUGCAGCAAAUAUGUUCAUGACAAGCCUCGUUGCAAACCGUAGACUUAGGGGCCUGGCUGCUUCAGUGAUCCACGUUGGUAUGAUACUUGACGUUGGCUACGUCGCAAGGCAAGACCGCAAGUUGUUUGAACACAUGCGGAAACAAGGCUUUAUGCCAACAUCUGAGACCGACGCUCACUUCCUCUGGGUUGAGGGUGUGCUAGCAAGCCCGGCUGACUCGCAUCUUGACGCCGAUAUUUGCAUGGGCUUCGAAUUUUUCGAGGAUAGAGGGGACGAUUCGGCAAGACCGCCUUGGUACCAUGAUUCACGGCUCUCGCACUUUAUCACGCAGCCUGAAGAAGAGACGAGUGAUGCAAGGCGAGCCAUUGGUCAUUCACUACACAUCAGACAGAGACUAGAUGGUGCCAGGUCUGUAAAGGAGGCGCAUCUUUUGUUGCAAGAGGCAUUCUCCUCUAAACUCGAGGCGAUGAUGCAACUUGAUGCCGGCACCGUCAACAUUGAUGUUCCUCUUCUGGACUUAGGCUUUGACUCACUCCUCGCUGUGGAGACACGCACUUGGUUCUUGAAAGAGGUGCAUGUCGACGUACCGGUCCUUCGUUUUCUCGGUGGAGACACCGUCAGAGAAAUCUGCCUCGACGCAUCCACCGAUUAUCUCACUUCACGAGCAUCGAAAAAUGCAGAAAAUAAUAAGAAUAAAACAGCCACUGACACAUGUGGGAUAAUAGCCUCGGAAGCGGGCGAGCGACCCCAGUUGAAAUUUGCAAUAUCUUUAAGCGAUAGCGACCAAUCGCUCCAGAACCCGUCCCCAAGCUCAAUCUCUAACCAAGCUAUAAUAAUGUCGACUAUUACCGAUGAAACUGAGGCAUCUGACACGUAUGUUACUAUCCUCACAGACAGACAUGGGGAGAUUAGCGAAAAAGCACUGGAAAAUUCAGGUAUUCAAACUUGCGCUCAUGUUCAGGUUCAAGACCCAGUCAGGGUCGAAACAAUGUCUUACGCUCAAACUAGGCUCUGGUUUCUUGGACAAUAUUUAGACGACCCAACGACGUGCAACAUCACCGUCCAAUACGUGAUCAAAGGUGAGCUGGACAUUGAUCAGCUUUGCAAAGCAUUGGAGAAAGUCGUUAGCCACCAUGCCAGUCUGCGAACGUGUUUCUACACUGACGCUGAGACAGGGAGGCCUACCCAGGGGCUCCUGCGCGCUCCACACCCAUCUUCCACUCUCAAGUAUCUCCAGGCAUCAAGUCGCAAGGAUAUCCAACUCGAGUUUGACAAGCUAGCAAAUUACCGGUGGGAUCUCCAUAAUGGAGAGACGUUUGCUGCAACCCUGUUCCCAAGUAGCAAAGACGAACACAUCCUCAUUUUUGGUUACCACCACAUCGUCAUGGAUGGUGUGAGCUGGUAUACUGUCCUUCAUGACCUAGACAAGGCCUAUACCUCAAAACCACUAAGCCAGCAAAGCAAGUCAUAUAUGGAUGCCUCGAUAGAGCAGAGAUGUGCUGUUGAAUCCGGUGCCUACGACAGGGAGAUUCGCUUCUGGGAAGAUAUGCAUGCAAAACUCCCUGAUGUUAUACCCCUUCUCCCUCUGUCCUGUGCUCGACGGCGGCAGCCACUACAACGCUACCAGAGCUACACAUUCACGCGGGAUAUUGGCAGCGACCUGGUCGCCAAGAUCAAGGACGCCUGCAAGACUCUAGGAGUGACACCUUUUAACUUAUAUCUUUCAGCUCUGCAGGUGCUCCUCCAUAAGCUUCUUGAUAUUGAUGACCUGUGUAUUGGCGUCACAGAUGCCAGUCGCAAUGAUCAUGAGCUGGCCAAAACGGUCGGCUUCUUUUUGAAUAUACUCCCGCUACGUUUCAAGGUUCAUCGGCAGGCUUCGUUUGCUGACCUAGUCCGGCAAACAUCUCAGAAUAUAUUAACAGCCCGUAGCAACGGCCACGUUCCGGUUGACGUGAUCUUGGAGCGGCUCAGCGUCCCGCGGGACCCUUCCUUUAGCCCGCUCUUCCAGGUCGUAUUCAACUAUCGCAUAGGUGCCAUGGCUGAGGCCACCAUAGGGAAAUGCCAAAUGUCAGUUGAGUCCAUUCGCGAUGCCGAAAGCCCCUUCGAUCUCGGUUUUGGCAUCUAUGAAUCUGCAGGAGGUUCAUGUGGCUUGCAGAUCAUCACUCAAAGCUACCUUUAUGACCCAGAUGCUGCUGCGUGUCUGGCCCACUUGUACAUAAGUAUUCUUGACAUAAUUUGCUUAGACACAUCUCAGAUGCUUGGGCAAUAUGAUCCAUUUGAUAUGGGUGCUAGGAAAGGGGAGGCCUCUGUUAGAAAGGGACCACGCAAGGCUUGGGAGUGGCCUCCAUCUCUCUCUGAGCGAGUGAAUGAUAUGAUCAGAAUUCACAGGGACAGCGUUGCUAUUGUCAACGCUGAGUGUCCCCAGUCUCUAACCUAUGGUCAACUCGGGAGCCAAAUACGCUCGGUAGCCUCUGCCAUUCAGAAAGAGGACCCUACCCUUCACUCACGCAUCGCCGUGUUGUGCCAACCGUCGAUGGAACUAAUCAUCUCAAUGUUGGCUAUCCAGCAGAUGGGUCAUGUAUAUGUGUCAUUAGAUACAAAUCUCCCAAACGAACGCCACGUCGCAAUCCUGACUGAUUGUAAACCUACCGUUCUCCUCUGCCAUGAUAAAACUUUGGCAUCAAUCCCAUUACUUAAUAACAAAGGUUUCUCUAUUAUCAAUCUGUCUGCUCUAUCUACUAAUUAUAGACUCCCAUUAUCCUUCCAAGCCGAUCUGUACGAUCCAACUCUCUCUGCCUUCCUUUUCUACACCAGUGGCUCAACUGGUCAACCAAAGGGAAUCUAUAUCCCCCAAUCUGGGAUUUUGAAUCAUAUUGCGCAUAAAACCGACUAUCUAUCUCUUCAAAGAGAAACUGUCCUUCAGCAAAGCUCUUUCGGUUUCGACAUGUCCCUCACCCAGAUAUUUGUUGCUCUUGCUAAUGGGGGAACCGUUGUCAUCGCCCCCAAGGCUUCUCGUGGUGACCCCAUCGCUUUGUCCCAGCUCAUGCUUGUUCACGGUGUGACAAUUACGAUUGCCACACCAUCUGAGUAUGCCAUGCUGCUCCGCUACGGCCAGGCACAGGUACAACAGUGUAGUAGUUGGAAGCAUGCUUGCAUGGGAGGCGAAACUGUGACGAAACAGCUUGUGCAAGCAUUUGCUGAGCUUGGAAACAUGAAGUUACGACUGACGAAUUGCUACGGACCUACUGAGGCAUCACUUGCUGUAACGUUUGACAACCUCUCCCUAACUCUCGCAAGUGAAAUGUCAGAAUAUGCCUCAGUUGGCACUGUUAUUCCCAACAACUCGGUAUACAUUGUCGAUGAGUUUUCUUCACAGGCCGUACCGAUUGGGUUCCCAGGUGAAAUCUGUAUUGGCGGUGCAGGUGUGGCAAUGGGGUAUUUAAACCUUCCUCAUCUCUCUGCGUCAAAGUUCGUGGAGGAUCCAUUCACUGAUACGGCCGACAUACAGAGGGGUUGGUCACUGCCAUGUCCGGGGAGAAAAGGAAUGGAGCUAGCGAAGGGAGGAUGGAGAGAGAUAGUAAGGCGACUGCCUCUUCCAGCUUAUAUGCGACCAUCACUCGUCAUUACGGUGAAUCAUCUGCCGCAAACACCGAAUGGGAAGGUUGAUCGAGGAAGCCUUGAGGCGCCAGACUUUCAAACGCUAAAGCAAGUGUGUGUGGAGAAUGAGGAGACGAAAAAGUUAUCACUAGAGGAAGGGGAGCUUCGUUUUAUAUGGGAAGAGGUGCUUGGAGAGUCCUUGACGUCGCACAGAGCUGAGCUGACAUCAGAGACCGAUUUCUUCAUGGUAGGCGGGAGUUCUCUCUUGUUAAUGCGGCUUCAAGGAGCCAUCAAGGAGACGUUAGGGUUGGUGGUGCCUGUUAUUGAACUAUAUCAAGCAAGCACAUUGGGUCGCAUGGCAGCACGUAUUCGAGUUGGGAAACAGCAUCAGGAGCCUACAGAAGAGAUUGAUUGGGAAACAGAGACAGAGUACGAUAUUCCGUCAUCAUAUAUUCCCACCAUGCCAGACAGGCAUACAAUGCAAGAAUCCAACCGCGAGAUCCUGAUAACAGGGGCUCACACAUUUCUCGGCUCUGAGAUCCUCCAAGCGCUCAUUAACGAUAACAGUGUCAGACGGGUCCAUUGCAUAGCACUUCCCAGGGCAGCUGGCAAGAGAAUAGUUCGAUCAAGUAAGGUAUCACCAUACCUAGGCAGCCUUCAGGCCAAGUCACUAGGGUUAUCCCCAGACGAGAUCUCGUACCUGCAACCCCGUAUCGACCUGAUUAUUCACGCCGGUAGCGUUGGGCAUUGUCUAAACAACUACUCCUCACUCCGCCUGCCUAAUGUUGGAUCCGUCCGCUGUCUCGUGGAACUGGCCCUCCCCCGCCGUAUACCCAUACACUUCAUCUCCUCUAAUCGGGUGAUUCUCCUCUCUGGCCAUCAAAAACUUCCGCCCAUUUCAGUUGGCCAACAUCAGCCCCCUACUGACGGAUCAGAAGGCUUCACGGCGUCAAAAUGGGCGGGCGAGCGCCUGCUCGAGAGAGUCUCCCAAGCAACAGGCCUCGACGUGACAGUCCACCGGCCUUGCGCCGUCGUGGGGCCUAACGCCCCUAGUGAAGACGCACUUAACGCAUUAUUACACUUUGCGGAGGCACAAAACUCAGUUCCCCGCUUUCAUAACCUUGCCGGCUACCUUGAUUUUGCACCAGUCACAGAUGUGGCAAGGAAUAUUUCCAAUUUUGUGCUCAAGUGCCAGUACCUCGACAACGGCUCUUUCCAUUCUGGAAUUUGCGCUAUGAAUAUUGCUCCACCGACCGGGGACUCUUCCAUGACAAUCGUGCACUACUCAAGCGGAAUUGAAACGCCUGUAUUAGACUUCCGCGGCCGCAUGGAGACAUUACACGGCCGCGAGUUUGAUGAACUGGAUUUCGCAGAAUGGAUGCAUGAAGCUAUCAAGAGAGGCAUGGACUCUCUGAUAAGUACAUACUUAGAGAGCCUUAUCGAACAGGAUCGCAUCAUUAGUUUCCCCUAUCUUGGUGAGGCGCUGGGAGAAGGACUGUGA
Molecule: messenger RNA, 11952 nt
Organism: Microsporum canis CBS 113480
Lineage: Eukaryota; Fungi; Ascomycota; Eurotiomycetes; Onygenales; Arthrodermataceae
Product: nonribosomal peptide synthase
Exons: 3
Coding region: 1-11952 (3983 amino acids)
Biological process (GO): fatty acid biosynthetic process; secondary metabolite biosynthetic process
Molecular function (GO): phosphopantetheine binding; fatty acid synthase activity
Source: RefSeq, a predicted model, not a curated record